AUGUUCCCGUGUAUCAUUCUAGCACCCGAAGAUGUGUCAUUACGCACGCUAACUAAAGAAGCGUAUGAAAAGUAUCUGUCCGAGUAUCAUUCAUGGGCGGUUCGAAAAGCGGUUGAUUUGGCUGUUUACGCGUUGCCUACGCGUGAAUAUCUGGCAGAUCAUAUCGUGGAUGGUCAACCAAAAGAUAGCCCGUACAACGAUCGUGAAACGUGCCGUUCCGGAAUGUUGAACGAGGCGUUGCCAGCAAUGCGCAAAGUUUACGAUUGCGUUCAGAAUUAUCUGGCCCAGCGAAAUAUGCUUCACCUUCCGUGA
Molecule: messenger RNA, 312 nt
Organism: Echinostoma caproni
Lineage: Eukaryota; Metazoa; Platyhelminthes; Trematoda; Plagiorchiida; Echinostomatidae
Source: the annotation of a GenBank genome assembly